Molecule: messenger RNA, 1308 nt
Organism: Rotaria sp. Silwood2
Lineage: Eukaryota; Metazoa; Rotifera; Eurotatoria; Philodinida; Philodinidae
Source: the annotation of a GenBank genome assembly
AUGUCUCGAUUAUGUUCGAUAAAGUCAUGCACACGUAUAUCACGUUGGCUGUGUGAUUGUUGUCGACAAAAUCUUUGUUUACAACAUUUAAAUGAACAUAAUGCUUUACUCAUUUCUCAAUUGAAUCCUUUAACUGAUGAAAUUAAUGCACUUGGAGAUCGUCUCAAAACAUUAACUAUUCAAAAAACAAUUGUCAAUAAUCUUGAAAAACUUGAACAAUGGCGUCAAGAUUGUUAUAAGGCAAUUGAUUGUUUAUUUGAACAAAAAUGUCAAGAACUUCAUCAACUUGUUAAUGAAAAAGUUGGUCAACAACGCGAAGAACUCAAUCAAAUACAUUUGAAGAUAACUGAACUUAUUAAUUCACAAGAAGCAACUCGCCAAGAUAUCGAAUUAUUAGCAUCAAUCAUUCGUCAAAUCGAAACAAAUAUGAAUGAACUUGAAGAAACAUGUUUUGCAAUUAAUAUUAGUCCAUUACUGAUAGAUGAUACGCUCAUUUCUAUAGAAAAUCCGACUGAAUAUGAACUUGAUCUAUCAACUCUUUCACCUGCUUAUAGAACAAUUCAUUAUCCUAAGGGAAGUUUUAUAUCACUAACUGGCAACGAUCGAUAUUUAUUGAUUCAUCGAUAUCCAAAUUUAUGCUUACUUGAUCGAGAAAUGAACAUAGUCAAACAAACCUUAUGGUCGAAUGGUGAGAUUCGAGACAGUUGCUGGUCAUCAACAUUAGAUCAAUUCAUUAUACUUGGAAAAAAAGACAUCUUUCUCAUUAACGAAAGCACAAUGUCCAUUGAAAAUGUUCAGACAGUUGAAGAACGAUACUGGCUAUCAUGUACAUGUUCUGAUACAGUUCUCUUUGCAUGUACAAAUGAGCGUGCCUCAUCUGUUCUGGAAUUCACAUUAUUUCCAUCAAUCGAAUUCACUAGAGAAUGGAAAUAUCCUGUUACAUGUACCGACGAUGAAAUGAUUGAUGAUAUUGUUUACAGUACAGGAAAUAUUGCUCUCACGGUCAAGAAUGUAAUCGAGAAAUCGGUGCGCAUUGAAUUAAGAUAUGCAAAGACGUUCUAUCGCAUCUGGACACUUCAACUUGAUAUUAGGUACUUCAAAACGAUACCAUUUCGCUGUUGUUUACUCACUUGUAAUGAAUGGCUCAUUGUCGACCAUGAAACUGGACGUCUGUUUCAUAUUAGAAAAGACGGAAAAAUUAAGAAAAUAAUUUCAUAUUACUCGAGUCCCUACCGUGCUUUUCUGUUGGACUCAAACAAGCUUGCUGUAUCGACUAUGGAUGGUGUGAAUCUACGUACACUUCAAUAA